Messenger RNA from Dermatophagoides pteronyssinus (European house dust mite), 1808 nucleotides. RefSeq names its product asparagine--tRNA ligase (gene AsnRS). The record is from RefSeq and is a predicted model, not a curated record. Gene Ontology annotation, cellular component: cytoplasm. Gene Ontology annotation, biological process: asparaginyl-tRNA aminoacylation. NCBI's taxonomy places the organism in Eukaryota, Metazoa, Arthropoda, Arachnida, Sarcoptiformes, Pyroglyphidae. Gene Ontology annotation, molecular function: asparagine-tRNA ligase activity; nucleic acid binding; ATP binding.
CGGACCAACAUAUUGCAUCAGCAUUUUAUCAGCCAAAAAAAGCAUUGAUCUUUUUCAGUAUAAGUCAUCAGAUCAUUUCAAUUUAGUAAUUGCAAACAAACUAACAUAAUGACGACCGAAGAAGAAAUCUGCACUAAAAUGGCUGCUCUUUACAUUAGCGAACAUGGUGAUGAUUCUGUUGGUGAUGGAUCACAAUCAAAACCAUUAAAAACAUUACUUGAAGCUAUGCGUCGAGCAAAAACUGAACCAUUUCCACCAUUCUAUACUGAUUCCAUUGCGGAUGAUAAUGAAAAAUCGAAUGAACAAAAAGAAAAAUGGACAUUGGUUAGUCAAUCACAGAUUAAAAAAGUGAAGAAAAUCUGGACAAGAGAUCAAUAUAAAAAUAAAGAUAAAAAUGAAAAGAAAGAAACCGAUGAUCAAGAACGACAAAAACGAUUGGAAGAAUCAAAAGCCAUUCAUAUUGAACAGGAUAUGUCAUUACCUGUUGCCGAACGAAUCAAAAUCAAAGCAGUUAAUUCAAUGCAAAAUAAACGUGUACGAAUAUCUGGUUGGGUACAUCGACUUCGUCGACAAGGUAAAUCUUUGAUGUUCAUCAUACUUCGUGAUGGAUCAGGAUUUCUUCAAUGUGUACUAUCCGAUCAACUUUGUCAAACUUAUGAUGCACUUAUAUUACAAACGGAAGCAUCUGUUACUGUUUAUGGAACAUUACUUGCAUGCGAUAAAGCUAUCGGUGGUAUUGAAUUAAAAUGCGAUUAUUGGGAAUUGAUUGGUAAUGCACCACCAGGUGGUAUCGAUCAUGUUUUGAAUGAAGAAUCACAGGUUGAUGUUCAACUUGAUCAACGACAUUUGAUGCUUCGUGGUGAAAAUCUUUCGAAAAUAAUGACAUUUCGUGCUAUAUUGUUACGUGCAUUUCGUGAUCAUUAUCAAUCACGUAAUCAUACGGAAAUAACUCCACCAACUAUGGUUCAAUCACAAGUUGAAGGUGGUUCAACUUUGUUCAAAUUUGAUUAUUUCGGUGAAGAAGCUUAUCUAACACAAUCAUCACAAUUAUAUUUGGAAACUGUAUUAUCAUCAUUAGGUGAUGCUUAUUGUAUUGCACAAUCAUAUCGUGCUGAAGCUUCACGUACUAGACGUCAUCUUUCCGAAUAUACACAUGUUGAAGCUGAACGUGUAUUCAUUACUUUUGAUGAAUUGCUUGAUUCAAUAGAGGAUUUAAUUGUUGAUGUUAUUGAACGUGUUAUGGCUGAUCCAACUGGAAAAGAAUUACUUUUAUUUUUUAAUCCAGAUUUUAAACCACCGAAAAAACCAUUCAAACGAAUGAACUAUUCGGAUGCAAUUGAAUAUCUAAAAGCUAACGAUAUACGUAAAGAUGAUGGUACAUUCUAUGAAUUUGGUGAAGAUAUACCCGAAAUGCCUGAACGUCGAAUGACAGAUAAAAUUAAUGAACCAAUUAUGUUAUGUCGAUUUCCAGCUGAGAUCAAAUCAUUUUAUAUGCCACGUUGUAAAGAGGAUAAUCGUCUUACAGAAUCUGUUGAUGUAUUAUUACCCGGUGUUGGUGAAAUUGUUGGUGGAUCAAUGAGGAUCUGGAACUAUGAUGAACUAAUUCAAGGAUUUAAACGUGAACAAAUUAAUCCGGAAAAAUAUUAUUGGUACACUGAUCAACGUUUAUUUGGUACAGCACCACAUGGUGGAUAUGGUCUUGGCCUUGAACGUUUUAUAACUUAUCUAUUGAAUCGUUAUCAUAUUCGUGAUGCUACACUUUAUCCAAGAUAUAUUUCACGUUGUACUCCAUAAGACAACAAAAAAAA